AUGGGUUCCAAUGAGAGAUUUUUCCCUUUAAAUGAUAUUGAAGCCUUGGCAGCUGUAAGAGCCCUCCUUUUCACACAAGAGCUGGGUUUUUCAUCAUUUACCCUUAAAGGAAACUCCGAGGUGGUCAUCAAAGCUCUUAACAGCAAUAAUGAGUCCUCUGCUUCAUUUGGUCACCUCCUUGCCUCGGAUUCCAAUAAGAAUGGGUAUGUUAAACCCACAACAGCCAAGUCCGAAUGGGACAAGGCAACUCUUGCAUUAACUAAUGCGAAUAGUAAGGCUAUUAAUGGUAUAUUCUGUGGUGUGUCCCAUGAUGAGUUUCACAGGAUAUCGCAUGUGGAGACAACCAAGGAAGCUUGGACAAUCCUUGAGACUACCUAUAAGGGUACCAAGAAAGUCAAUGACACAAAGCUCCAAAUGCUUACCACUAGAUUUGAAGAGUUUAAGAUGGGAGAUGAUGAUGCUUUCGAUUCUUUCUAUGGAAAGCUCAAUGAAAUUGUAAUUGCUAAGCUCAAUCUUGGAGAGAAGAUUAAAGAUUCUAAGGUGGUGAGAAAGAUUUUGAGGUCUUUAUCGAAGAGCUUCCGAGCAAAAGUUACAGCUAUAGAAGAGAGUAAAGACUUGGAUGAGAUCAAAAUCCAGGAGCUAAUUGGAUCUCUCCAAACAUAUGAGUUGGGACUGCCUUCUCAUAAAUCGAGCAAAUAUCUUGCUCUUAAAACCAUCACCGAGAGAAUGGACGACUCCUCCAAAGAGGAUGAUGUGGAGAAAGAAGUAGCAUUCUUUGCAAAGAACUUUCGAAAAUUUUUGAAGAUGAAAAAUAAUGGGAAGCCUUUCAGCAAAGGAAAGUUUUCAUCCUCCAAGGGUGAUAGGAAGGAGUUUAAGAAGAAAGAUGGAAAGGAGUUUCAAUCCCCUCAAGGAAUUGUGUGUGAUGAAUGCAAUGGUCAUGGCCAUCUCAAGAAGGAGUGUCCUAACUACCUGAGAGGGAAGGGUAAAGUAUUUGCCACUAUCCUUAGUGAUUUUGACAACUCAAAUUCAGACACCGAAGGAGAAUGUCACAGUGAAGGGAAUUACAGGGCAUUUAUGGCUAUUGCCUCAGUUGAGUCAAAAGAUGAUUUGAGCAAUUUGGUUGAUGAACUUGGUCAUAUAUCUGAGGAUGAGGAAAUUGAAGAAUCCGAAGAUGAAGAUGUAUGCCAAAAUGAAGGGGUGAACAACCUUCAGGAAUCCUAUGAUUCUCUACUGAAGACUGUGGCAAAUAUGCCAAAGUUGCUAACCUUGCUGUGA
Messenger RNA from Quercus lobata, 1275 nucleotides. RefSeq lists its product as uncharacterized. Bases 1 to 1275 code for a protein of 424 amino acids. Gene Ontology annotation, molecular function: zinc ion binding; nucleic acid binding. Lineage: Eukaryota; Viridiplantae; Streptophyta; Magnoliopsida; Fagales; Fagaceae. The record is from RefSeq and is a predicted model, not a curated record. The transcript is spliced from 2 exons.